Molecule: messenger RNA, 6827 nt
Organism: Mugil cephalus (flathead mullet)
Lineage: Eukaryota; Metazoa; Chordata; Actinopteri; Mugiliformes; Mugilidae
Gene: pde3b
Product: phosphodiesterase 3B
Exons: 16
Coding region: 151-3468 (1105 amino acids)
Biological process (GO): signal transduction
Cellular component (GO): membrane
Molecular function (GO): protein kinase B binding; 3',5'-cyclic-AMP phosphodiesterase activity
Source: RefSeq, a predicted model, not a curated record
AACAUCUCACCUUCUUUCUUUAGUCCAAGUGCUGGAGCACGUUUGAGUGACCAUGGAGUGCGUCUGCUGUCAUGUAGUUCAGCGUUAAUACGGCGUGAAUAGUUGAAGAGGGGGGACUUUCGUGUGGAUACGAGGAGCCACAGUCGAGCCAUGGCUGCACGGGAGGAAGGAGAGGCUCUGCACAGCAAAAUAAGGCACCACGACGGAGCUGGAAGUGUAAACAGCUCAGAGGGCUUCAGGAACGGCUAUGUGAAGAGCUGCGUCACCCCCCUUAAACAGGACCAUCAGAGGGGAUUUUUGUUAAGCGUGUGCAGGUUUUGCAACGAAGACAUUCUCAAUUCCAAACUGUUAAAGGUCUCUGCCCUCUACGUCGGCGCGUUUGUAAUUUUCGCGGUCUCCUUUCUCAUUUCUAGGAGCUUGCAAAGUGACUCGCUCUGGGAUUUGCGGACUUUUUUGUCGGGCUUCUCCCAGUCCGUCAGCCCCCUGUUCAGCAUAGGAUGUGCUUUCUUUUUCCUCACGUUUUACCUGAGGAGGAAAAAGAAGGAGAGCAGUAAAUGUUGGCUCGUGUCACUGCCGGCGUCGUGUUACCUCGGGGAUUUUUUGGUUUUGCGGUUUUUGCAAUGGGGAGAGGACCAGCACCAGAUGCAAAUGGUGGGCAGGUUGUUAUUCGUGUUGGGAUGUGUGGGUCUGCUCACGCUGAUCCCGACGCUGAAACUCAAACACAGCGUCCUCAUACUGGUCUUCGCCAGCAUUGUGUGGCUUGUCUCUUUCACAAGUUUGAGCGGUCUGCCCGCACUGCUCAGACCGCUCUUCGCCUGCUUUGCGGGGGUUUCUGGCUCCCUGUUGGGGCUCUGCUUCGACCGAUACUACCCGUCGAGGGAAGCGCCGAGUGGGAUUUCCAGCGCCGAGGAAAAGGUCCCCGUGAUCAGACCUAGGAGAAGGUCCAGUUGUGUUUCACUGGGGGAAACGUCGACCAGCUAUUAUGGCAGUUGUAAAAUGCCUCGCAGACCUUCGUUACCCUGUAUAUCCAGAGAACAGAUGAUCUUAUGGGACUGGGAUCUGAAACACUGGUACAAACCACAGUAUCAGGGGGCUGUGAGCGGCAACGGUGUGGAUCUCUCAGUCAUCAACGAGGCCAGGAACCUGGUGUCAGACCUGCUGAUGGACUCGUCUCUGUCUCCACACACCAUCUCAUCUCUGCGCAGCAUCUCCAGCCUCAUGGGGACGUUUUCUGGCUCGUGCCGCCCCAGGGUCAAUCCCUUCACCCCCUUCCCGGGUUUCUACUCCUGCGACGAGGUGGAGGACUCUGUGGAGAGGAGCGAUAGGAAAACAAUUAAGGGUUUGAGCAGCAGAAACAGCCUCCCCACCCCUCAGCCCAGGCGAAGCUCAACCUCCUCCUCCUCCUCCACCUCUGCACUCCCUCCUCUUGACUCCGCCUCUUCCCGCUGGGAGCGAAACAGUGGCAAGAGACCCCACCCUGACCUCAACUUGACCAGCUCAGGUUUGUCUAACGGGCCCAAUGCUAACCUGCUCACCAUUCCCAAGCAGAGAUCCUCCUCUGUUACCCUCACAUACCACGCAGGGCCCAGGAGAGCAGGAACUUCUCCCAGCCUGAGCCCAGUCACCUCACCAACCCACAGUCCCCCCGCAGUAGGUACGGGUUCCUCAUCAUCCCUCGUCACUCGGUCGCCUGUGGAGUUCCCAGACACGGCCGACUUCCUGACAAAGCCCAGUGUCAAUCUGAACCUGCACAAGCCCCUGAACUACAACUCCCCCGAUUUUCAGCAGGCUUUCCGCAGCUCUGCCUUCCCUCUCUGCACCGGCUGUGGACGUCAGAUGCUCAAGGGAGUUUCCAGCGGUGAUACGGGAGAUUCUCAUCAACCAUUUACCAGCGAGGUUCAACGUAGACGCUCAGCCGGUGAAGGGCUGGAGUACGGAGGGGAGCCUCUGAUCAGGGAGGAGAGCGCAGAGAUGGACGCGUCCGGAGACGAGAGGCCAGAUGCUGGAGGAAACCAGGGGCUGUCGGAGGAGGAGAAGGAGAAGAGCUCGAGCACAGACCAGCAGACUCAGGAAUCAGAGGGUGAGCAGGAGUUCAGGUUAGAUGCUAUGCUGGAGGAACACGAGGCUCUCAUGGAGAGGAUGAACACCUGGAACUUCCAGAUCUUUGACCUGGUGGACAGAACAGGAGGGAAGACCGGACGAAUCCUCAGCUACGUGACCUACACCCUUUUCCAGGACAUGUGCCUGUUUGAAAUCUUUAAGAUUCCUGUGAGGGAGUUCAUGACAUACUUCUGUGCUCUGGAAAAUGGCUAUAGAGACAUUCCCUAUCAUAACCGGGUCCAUGCUACUGAUGUGCUCCACGCUGUUUGGUACCUGACCACUCGACCAAUCCCUGGGUUCCAGCAGAUCCACAGUGAGCAUGUGACAGGAAGUGACACAGAUUCAGAUAGUGGAAUCUCUCCAGGCAGAAUAUCCUACGCCUCCUCCAAGAGCUCUUCAAUUUCAGAUGACAGCUAUGGCUGCCUGGCCUGGAACAUCCCUGCCCUGGAGCUCAUGGCUCUUUAUGUAGCAGCUGCAAUGCACGACUACGACCAUCCCGGUCGCACAAAUGCCUUUCUAGUAGCCACUAAUGCACCUCAGGCGGUGCUGUACAAUGACCGCUCAGUGCUGGAGAACCACCACGCUGCAUCCGCCUGGAGCCUCUACCUGUCCCAGCCAGAGUUCAACUUCCUGGUCAACCUGGAUCACGUGGAAUUCAAGCGAUUUCGCUUCCUUGUCAUCGAGGCUAUACUGGCCACAGACCUCAAGAAGCACUUUGACUUCCUGGCUGAGUUCAACGCAAAGGUGAACGAUGUGAACAGUCCAGGAAUUGAUUGGACCAAUGAAAACGACAGGCUGCUGGUGUGCCAAGUGUGUAUCAAGCUGGCAGAUAUCAACGGUCCGGCCAAAGUUCGUGACUUGCACCUCAAGUGGACUGAAGGCAUCGUCAAUGAGUUUUAUGAGCAGGGCGACGAGGAGGCUAGGUUGGGAUUACCCAUCAGCCCCUUCAUGGACCGCUCGUCCCCUCAGCUGGCCAAGCUGCAGGAGUCCUUCAUCACCCACAUUGUGGGCCCACUCUGUAACUCCUACGACGCUGCUGGACUGCUCCCUGGCCACUGGAUUAAUGAAGCGGGGUCAGAUGAAGACGAUGAGGAGGGGCAGGUGGACAUAGACUCAGAUGAAGAAGAGGACGAGGAAGAUGAGCUAGAGGAUGAGCUGGCACCAAGGAGGAGGAAAAGCCGUCGCAGGUUGUUCUGCAGCAUCAUGCAGCACCUGACGGAGAACCACAAGGUGUGGAAGAAGAUCAUCGAGGAGGAGGAGAAGAGCAAAGAGCUUGGAAAACAGCAGCAGCCAGACAGCCUGCCCACCUCACCGUCGGAUGACAUCCAGGUCAUCCAGGAGGAGGAGGAGGGGGAGGAGCGUCAGUAGCAGGAGGAGAAAGGAAAGAACGGAGAUGUGUGGGAAAAGAAACCGAGAGGCAGUAUAAGGACUUGAGUUCCUCGACCACCUGCCUUUCACUGACAUAAAGACAAACUGUUGACAAAUGCACAUAAAACACACUUUCCUCCCUCUCUCUGUCUCUCUCUCUCACACACACACACACAGACAUAUAUUGAAAGAUUCACUGUGCAGACACUCAGACGCUUAAGCCCUCACAUUGUUUUUGGAGAAACAAAAAGGCCUUACUACUGUGAGCGGAUCCUUACUGCAACGGUAGGGGCCCAACUCCUAUGCACUUUCACCCCAUGGAGAGUCAAGUGCACCCAGAUAACAAAAAGCACCUGAACUGAGGAGGAAGGUGCAGAGGACGAGUGUGGACAGGGUCCAGCAUUAACUUGGCCUCCAUGGUAACCUGGCUGUGAUGCUGCCUUGAAUGCAAAGCGCUUAACACUUAACACCUCCCUUAGGUACAAAAACUAUUUCUGUAUAUUUAAAAACGAAAGGUAGAGGAAAAAUACUGAAGCAAGUGACGUGGAUAGAAGCGAUUGAUACCCUUUACCAAAGUGAACAGUUCAUACAUGGAAAGACAAGAGACUGAAACAGUUUCAGCCUCAACGUCAGGUAUAUUUUUGAAUUAUAUAUAUACAUAUAUAUAAGAAAUGAUGUGCCUGUCUGAACCUUUACUAAGUCCAUAUUGGCCCAGAGCCUAGGCUUGUGUAGUUCUCUCUCCUUGCUGGCGACACGAAACACUGUAUCAGACUCAGUCACAAAGACAUUAUUGAAAUGUUGACUGAUUAAUAGCAUUAUAUCUGCAUCAUUUUUGAUGCUUUUACUCAUGUGUACCACCCAGUCUUUUUUUUAAUCCUUUGUUCUUUAUUUUGUUGGAGUGUGUGAAUAUUUUUUUUUGUUUUUGUUUUUUUUUUUGGCAGGAGUGUGAUAGAGAGAAUGAACAGGGAGAAAGAGAGCACAUUUUUAAUUAUUUUAGGAUGUAAUUUUUGUGUGUAUGUUUGUGUGUCCUUGUAGUCAGUUUCUAAUCAGUCAGAUGUCCUCUGGUGUUAAACAUGUUGCAUUCAGAUCCAGAGUGCAGUUUCAAGUGAAUGGAUUCUUCAUUUUCCUCUUUGAUUCUAAGUAUUUUUUUAAAGGUUACUCAGGAUUCACGCAAAGUUGAAUAAUUAUUUUGCAAGGAUUUAUGUCAUUAAUAUGAAAUACACUUUAAAAAGUAAGAAAAUUAAAAAUCUGGGUGACUGAAGUAGUUUGUAAUCUCUUAAUGAACAACUUGACUACAAACAAAUUGAAGCAAUUGAAGUCCUCUGGGACAGAGGAGCAUACAGUAUGUGCUGUUGGCCAUCCAUACACUGUUUGCAUAACCUUUUACAGUCUGACUGGAGAGGAGCUUGUCUUGGUCGUCAGCGGACUGCAAAUGUCUUUUCUGCAGCAACUCAACACAUUGUGCAACUUUGCUGUUCUAAAGCAGUAUAUCUGGCUUUUUUUAAUUAAGUGGCCUCUGCAUUGUUUUUUGACAGAAGAUGAUUAGAGUCGCUGUAAAAAACAAAAACAGUAUAUCAUUUUUUUAUUCAUUUGUCAGAGUCGUGACGUCUUUCCUGAAUUCUGAUUUUAAAGUCACAAUGACGGCAAAGUUUUUUUCAAAAUUCAGGGUUUUUUUGUUUUGUUUUGUUUUUGUUUUUUUUUUAACUUAUUGUCUCACUUUUUCAGUUCUCAAAUGUGAAGUGAGACUCAAACAGAAGAAUCAUAAACAGCAUUGUAAAUCCACACUUUUAAUCUUCUCUCAUAAUUCUUGAUUUUCCACAGUUCCACAGUUUUAAUAUAAAUCCUGAAGUCAAACUUCAGACUUUUUUUUUUGAAGGGUUUCCAAUUUUAAUUCUUUCUUCAGAAUCCUGACUUUUUAAUUCAUAUUUCCAAAGUUCACUAUUUAAUGUCAGAAUUCUAGAUGAAUUCAGAUUACUGAGUAAAUAUACAAAAAUACAAAAUUCACACUUCUAUCAUAACUCUCAGUUUUCCAGAACAACAGUUUAAUGGCAGUAUUUAGAUUUUUAAAUAAGAAACCCAACUGUUUUUUUUCCCAGAGUUCAGAUUUUUUUUUCUUUUUUUUCCAGAACAAGUGAGAAAUCAGUUUUUAAAGUCAGAAUUAUGGAAAAAUACAAUUCCAUUUUUACAGUGCAUUUUACUCUCCCAUAGUUUUUAAACCAACAGUAUCUAACUUGCUUUUUUCUCUAUUUUAAAGGUUUUUGUCAAGACCCAUAAGUCGGCCAGUGUGUAAAGAAGGGAUCCAGGGUUUCAUGUCACUUUGGUUUUGUUUAUAUAUAUAAAUAUAUAUAAUAUAUAUUUUAUGACGUGCCACGAGGCAGGUUAAAAAACUACUAGUUCUCUAAUUUUGUCUCUAAGAACUCUUGGCAUUCCACUAGAAUAAGACAUUUUAUCAAAGGGAAGGCGGAAUAGCUCCUUUAUCACCUUAUUAAAUCAUGAUCUCUGGAGAAAAUGUUAAGUAAGCAGUGUAAAUUGAGAUAGUAAUAUUUAAAGACAAAAAAAUAGAUACAGGUGUGCACAUUUUAAUACCAAACAAGUGUUUAGCCGCUGUACAAAAGAGUAUGUGCAUAUAAAUAUAUAUUUUUUAAAUAAUCAAAUGAAUUCAUCUGUUUUCUACACGCAGCUGACAUUAUUGUACAUCCUGUAAUUACCAUUGUGUUUCCAGAGUUUUUAUCUUCUUCUAUUCACAGGCGUGGAACUGUGGGGACUUGGUGUUUUGAUUUUGAUUUUCCACUUGGUUUCAGCCUCUCCCUGUGCUGUACCACAACCACUCUUGUACUCUUCAUUAUCUCUCUAUCACUGUCGUCUCACUUGACCCAACUAGUGCCAAACUAUACCUACAUACUGUAACUCGUGGGCUGUGAUAAUGCUGAUCGGUGAAAUCUCUCUGGGCUCCAGUACUGUUCAUGCAAGAGAAUCAUCAAAUAUUCCACCGGGAUCAACGUGACAGUGGCAGGAGUCAGAACUGGACUCGGGUUAGAGCCAUAUACGCUCUGACAAGUCUGUCGUCGGUUUUUUCACAUGGACCCAUGCUGGAUCAUAAAGCCUCGGUAGCUCCUGACCCGACAUAACCUGGCUCAUUAAGUUGUAAAAGUUUGUUGGCUUCUCACUGUGCAGUCUUUCAAACCACAGCGUCCGCUGAUGAUUGUGCCAUAAAUACAUCUAUGAAUGGUUGUUACCCUUAUGUAGCAUCAAUAUACGUACGUUUGUCUAAUGUAACCAUUCACCCUUAUCCACAUUGUGCGGGCAACAGAUUUUUUUGUUGUUAUUUAUAGCUGUCAUAAAACACCAUCCCUAAAGUA